This is a messenger RNA of Corythoichthys intestinalis (scribbled pipefish), 4975 nucleotides long. RefSeq names its product heterogeneous nuclear ribonucleoprotein R-like. The transcript is spliced from 11 exons. The record is from RefSeq and is a predicted model, not a curated record. Gene Ontology annotation, molecular function: mRNA binding. Lineage: Eukaryota; Metazoa; Chordata; Actinopteri; Syngnathiformes; Syngnathidae. Bases 174 to 2072 code for a protein of 632 amino acids. Gene Ontology annotation, cellular component: nucleus; ribonucleoprotein complex.
UGCCCAGCGUUGUUCGCGCUCACGGACGACGAGACUCGCCGUCUGGAAAUUUGUCUCGUGGGUUCGACACAAAAACAUUUUUCAUCGAUUAAUUUUUUUAUCCCUUCGCCUGAAACGUUAGGUUUAAAAAUUAUAAAGCGCAAUUUUAUCAAUUUCCGGAAUCAAUCAGGAGUAUGGCUGCCGCCGAGGUGAACGGUAGUUCUGUCACGCUGAAGGAGGAAGAAGAACCCAUGGAAGUAACAGGACAGCUCACGGAGAACUACCAAACGCUUAUUAAUUCGGGACUCUCACAGACAGUUGCUGAAAAUCUCGAUAACAUCUUUCAGACAGGCUUGGUGGCGUACGCUGAAUUGGACGAGCGGGCCAUCGACGCUCUGCGCGAGUUCAGUGAGGACGGAGCGCUCGCUGUGCUGCAGCAGUUCAGAGAGAGUGACCUAUCUCAUGUACAGAAUAAGAGCGCUUUCCUUUGUGGCGUGAUGAAGACUUACCGACAGAGAGAGAAGCAAGGUAGUAGCAAAGUACAAGAGUCCACGAAAGGACCAGAUGAGGCAAAAAUAAAGGCCCUUUUAGAUCAGACCGGAUACACUUUGGAUGUUACCACUGGGCAGAGGAAAUAUGGAGGCCCCCCACCUGAAGAAGUUUUCACAGGCGCACAACCAGGGUUUGGGACAGAGGUAUUUGUGGGGAAGAUCCCAAGGGACUUAUAUGAAGAUGAGCUGGUGCCGCUCUUCGAGUCGGCUGGACCCAUUUGGGACCUAAGGUUAAUGAUGGACCCGCUUUCUGGGCAGAAUAGAGGUUAUGCCUUCAUCACAUUCUGCAAUAAGGAGGACGCACAAAAAGCUGUGAAGCUUUGUGAUAACUAUGAAAUCCGUCACGGCAAGUACUUGGGAGUGUGCAUAUCCGUUGCCAACAAUCGUCUGUUUGUUGGCUCUAUCCCAAAGAACAAAACUCGAGAAAGUAUAUUGGAGGAUUUUGGCAAAGUAACAGAGGGUCUCCAAGAAGUAAUCAUCUACCACCAGCCAGAUGAUAAGAAGAAAAACAGGGGAUUCUGUUUUCUGGAGUACGAAGACCACAAAUCGGCCGCGCAGGCUCGUCGCCGCCUCAUGAGCGGCAAGGUCAAAGUUUGGGGGAAUCCAGUUACUGUCGAGUGGGCUGACCCUGUUGCUGAGCCAGACCCAGAAGUCAUGGCAAAGGUAAAAGUGCUCUUUGUAAGGAAGCUUGCCACAGCAGUGACUGAAGAGCUCCUGGAAAAGACCUUCUCUCAGUUUGGGAAGCUGGAGCGAGUGAAGAAAUUAAAAGACUACGCUUUUGUUCAUUUCGAAGACAGGGAUGCCGCUGUUAAGGCCAUGGAUGAGAUGAACGGUAAGGAGCUUGGCGGCGAUGAAAUUGAGAUCGUCUUGGCCAAGCCUCCUGAUAAGAAGAGGAAAGAGCGCCAAGCAGCUCGGCAGACCCCCAGGACUACAGGGUAUGAUGACUAUUAUUACUACCCACCUCCACGCAUGCCUCCGACAGGGCGUGGCAGAGGUCGCGGUGGCCGUGGCGGUUAUUCAUAUCCGACAGAUUACUAUGGCUAUGAAGAGUAUUACGAUGACUACUAUGGCUACGACUAUCAUGACUAUCGCGGUGGCUACGAAGACCCGUACUAUGGUUAUGAAGACGUAUACAGCAGCAGGGGUCGCGGCAGCCGUCCCGGUAGGGGCGGGCCGACACCAUCCAGGGCCCGCGGCGUGCCCCCCACCCGAGGCAGAGGGGGCUACUCCCAGAGAGGGCCGCCCCUCGGGGCGCCGAGGGGUAGCCGAGGCGGGCGGGGCACCCCGUUCCAGCCGCAGAGGGGCCGCGGGCCUCGCGGGGCCCGGGGCAACCGUGGGGGAAACGUCGGAGGCAAGAGGAAGGCGGAUGUCUUCAACCAGCCCGACUCCAAGCGCCGCCAGACCAACAACCAGCAGAACUGGGGGUCCCAGCCCAUCGCCCAGCAGCCUCUGCAGCAAGGGGCCGACUAUUCCGGUAACUAUGGUUACAGUAAUGACACCAUGGAGUUUUCACAGGAUUCUUAUGGGCAACAGUGGAAGUAAAGACACCAUAAGAUUUGGGCUAUGUGAUGACAACAAAAAAUUGAUUGGCCGUAUUUGUUGAUUGACUUUUUUAUUCAUUGCCCCUCAUUUAAUUACAUUACAAAUCUGUGUCGUUUAAGAGAGGGAAAAAAAGCACCCACAAUUGGCUUCAUACUGGGAUGGCGAAGUUGUGGUGAAUAAUUUACAAAAGAAAAAAAAAAUCAAUUAUGUCUAAUGCUGGGAUGGCGAAGUUGUGGUGAAUAAUUUACAAAAGAAAAAAAAAAUCAAUUAUGUCUAAUGUUACUUUUUCUUCCUGAUUACCUAAAAUCCAAUGAACACUACCCAAAGUGGACAUUCAUUGUCAUUAGUUUGAGAAGACAUCCAAAACAAAAAGACAUUGCCUUGCAGGACAUUGGUGUCCAUGUCCCUUCCCCUCCCCCCUCUUGUACUCCCUUUUAUUUGUGCUUCUUGUGGCAAAAAAAAAUCACCAGGCACGUCGGUGGCAUGACAUAGCUGUAAUAGAAUACAUCUUCCAUUUUAAUCAAAUGCAGUCACUACACUACACACAAGAGUUGUAGCAACACAUGUACAUCCUACUCUGGACUAAAGUGUUCCAAAGAGGAAACUAGUCCAAAAGUACGGUGGCCAAGAAGCGUCAGGCGAACUGUAAAGUCCAAAAAGAAUUGAGCACGACUGCAAAUUGCCACAACAGGAUUCCAGAAUGCUAAAGCACGAAUGCAAAUAGGCCAAAGUACGAACGGCAAAUGGCCCGCGACAUGAACCGUAAAUGGUUCACAACACGUACUGCAAAUGGCACCUGUUGCGAGCCAUGUACAAGGAAAAUCAUUCACGACACGAACUGCAACACAGACCGUAUAUGGCCCGAAACACGGACCGCAAAUGACCCCCGUUACCAGCUGUUGGCGGUACAUGUUGUGAGCCAACUGCAAGCUCGCAACACGAACCGCAAAUGGUUCGCAACACGAACCGCAAUUCGCCCGUGACACGGACCGCAUAUUGCCCCUGUUGCAAGCCAUUUGCAGGCCCACGACACGGACCGCAAAUGGUUCCCAACACAAACCACAAAUGCACCUGUUGCAACCCAUUUACACGAACCGCAAAUCGUUGGUGACAUGAACAGCAACACAGACCGCAUAUGGCCCGCAACAUGGACCUUAUAUGGCCCGUUGCAAGCCAAUUGAAAGCUCGCAACACGAAUCGCAAUUGGUUCGCAACACGAAACGCAAAUGGCCCCUGUUGCAAACCAUUUACACGAACCGCAAAUGGUUCACGACACGAACCGCAACACAGACUGCAUAUGGCCUGCAACACGGACCGCAUAUGGCCCCUGUUGCGAUCCAUUUACACGAACCGCAAAUGGUUCACGACACGAACCACAACACGGACCGUAUAUUGCCUGCAACACGGACCGUAUAUGGCCCGCGACAGGGACCGCCAACGACCAACAACACGCACCGUAUAUGGUCUGCGACACGCACCGCAAAUUGCCCGCGACAUGGACCUCAUAUGGCCCCUGUUGCGAGCCAUUUGCAGGCUCCCAACACGGAUUCCGGAAUACUAAAGCACGAAUCCAAAUUGGCCAAAGUACAGAUGGCAAAUGGACCACAAAUGGUUCGUAACACGAACCACAAAUGGCACCUGUUGCGAGCCAUUUACACGAACCGCAAAUCGUUCGCGACACGAACCGCAACACAGACUGCAUAUGACCCACAACAUGGACUGCAUAUGGCCCCUGUUGCAAGCCAAUUGCAAACUCGCAACACGAAACCAAAAUGGUUUACAACACGAACGGCAAAUGGUUCGCAACACGAACGGCAAAUGGUUCGCAACACGAACGGCAAAUGGUUCGCAACACGAACCGCAAAUGGUUCGCAACACGAACCGCAAAUGGUUCGCAACACGAACCGCAAAUGGUCCGCAACACGAACCGCAAAUGGUCCGCAACACGAACCGCACAUGGCACCUGUUGCAAGCCAUUUACACGAACCGCAAAUGGGUCACGACACGAACCGCAACACGGACCGUCUAUGGCCCGCAACACGGACAGUCUAUGGCCCGCAACACGGACCGUACAUGGCCCGCAACAUGGACCGCAUAUGGCCUGUAUGGCUCGCGACACGAACCGCAAACAGCUUGCGACGCAAAUGCAAGAGGACGAGCCCGAAGUAGACUGAAUUUUAGCUGGAGUCGUAGUCCUUUCAUGUACUUCCGUAGAAUUAAGUCUACUUCAGGGUUGUCCUGCAGCAUUUGUGGUUUGGCUUUUUGCAGUAGUGUUUCUUGCCGUUUGCAGUUUUGUUGCGGGCAAUUGGGGUUUGCGUUGCAGGCAAUUGCGGUCCGUGCCGUGGCUAUUUUCAUUUGUGCUUUUAUUCUUUUGCAAAAUAUUUGGAAGUGGUGUUGCUGUUAUGGCAAUUCGCAUUCGUGCUUUUUCUUUUUGCAAAGCGUUUGGACUUUGCAGUUCGCCUGACACUUUUCGGCCACCGUACAAAAGCGAUGGCGUCAAAUGUAAACGGAGGCAGCGUUGUGGGUCGUUCGCCGUGUCUGCCGCAUACAUGCCUGGUGUAUUUUAAGCAUCAUAGUUGCUUAGGGACUUGCUUGUAUAUAAAUGGCUAUGGUUAGAGCUUCAGAACUCAUUUUUUGUUUUCGCUAAGGUGGAGAAAAGAAUCCACAGAGGACGAAAUCGACAUUUUUGUAAGUGUAUGCUUAGCAUUUCUAGACGACAUCAAAUUGUGAUUUUUUUUUUUUUUUUUUUUAAAUUGAUAACCAUUUUCCUGUUUUCAUUCAAAUUGCCCAAUAGAAUUUGGUUUGGCUUACCUUAAGAGCCAAUAGCGGUUUGUUCUCUGAUGUUAUUUGUAUUUAUAACUUCUACAUUUGUUCCGUUUCAAUAAAACUCAGCUGAGAAUCAG